Messenger RNA from Phodopus roborovskii (desert hamster), 4749 nucleotides. It is a transcript of the gene Lemd3, whose product is annotated as LEM domain containing 3. Gene Ontology annotation, cellular component: nuclear inner membrane. Gene Ontology annotation, molecular function: chromatin DNA binding. Lineage: Eukaryota; Metazoa; Chordata; Mammalia; Rodentia; Cricetidae. The transcript is spliced from 13 exons. The record is from RefSeq and is a predicted model, not a curated record. Bases 53 to 2782 code for a protein of 909 amino acids. Gene Ontology annotation, biological process: nuclear envelope organization; negative regulation of BMP signaling pathway.
GCGGCGCGUCACUUCCGGGAGCGCGGAGCUCGUAAAACACCCUGGAGAGAAAAUGGCGGCCUCGGCGGCGGCGGCGGCCUCGGCGCCCCAGCAGCUGUCGGACGAGGAGCUGUUCGCGCAGCUGCGCCGCUACGGCUUGUCGCCGGGCCCGGUGACGGAGAGCACGCGGCCGGUGUACCUCAAGAAGCUCAAGAAGCUUCGCGACGAGGAGCCGCCGCCGCCGCCGCCGCAGCCGCAGCCGCCGCAGCCGCACCGGGCGGGGGCCCGCGGCGCCAGGACGCGGGGCGGCAGCAACAAUGCGGCGGCGAUGGCGGCCCGGCCCGGCCCCGGAGACCUCCCGUUCGCGCGGACGCCCGCGGGCCCAGGCCGCCUGGCCGCCCCGGCUCCCGACAGCCCCGCGGGGACACCCGGGGCCGCCAAGGUGCUGCUGGGCUUCAGCUCGGACGAGUCGGACGUGGAGGCCGGCGGGGGCGGCGGCGGGGGCGGCGGGGGCGGCGCGCGGAGGGACCGGGCCGCGCUCCACCACCGCGGGCUCCGGCCGGCCCCGGCCCCGGCCCCGGCCCCGGCCCCGGCCCCGGGCGACGGCAGCGGCCUCCCGGGCGAGCGCAGGAAGCCGCAGUCGUGGUGGGGAGCGCGGCGGCCGGGGCCGUCGGAAGCGCAGCCGCCGCCGGGCAGCGAGGCAGCGGCGCCGCCCGGGGACGAGGAGCGCGGCGCGGACGGCGGCGCCCGGGACCCCGACGCCUGCGAGCCGCUGUGGGCGAGCCCGCGGGCGGUGAACGGCGGCAGGCUCCUCCCGUCCGGCCGCCGGGAGCACUACUCGGACUCGGAGGAGGACGACGAGGGCGACGGGGACGCCGGGGGCGACGGGGACGGCGAGGACGGCGACCGCGACGGCGCCCCCGGCAGACCGGGCGCCAGGGACGAGCCCGCGCCCGCCCGCCACCGGCCCAGACGCGGCCACGCCAAGUCGUUGUCGGCGCUCAUCGCGGCCAAGUGUGGCGCGCAGCCUCUCGCCGGGGCCGGGCCGGCGCUCGGCGACAGGGGUCGGCUAGGCUGGGGCCGGAGCGCCGAGGGGGCGGCGGCCGAGCCGGGGCCGGGCUGCGAGCCGCUGGACCCGGGCCCGCUUCCCCGGCACCGGGCUGGCGCCAAGAAGCCGGCCCCGCUCGCGGCCCCCGACGUGGACCCUGCAGCCCCCGAGUCGCCCGCGGCUGCCCUGCUCAAAGCCAAUAACCACCUGGGCGGCGGCGCCUUGGCCGCAGACGCCCCCGGGGCCUACGCCGGCAGCCUCCCCGCCAGUGCGGCCCCCGCGGCGCCCAGGCUCAACCACGCCAACCACACGGGCUCCAACCACACCUACCUGAAGAACGCCCGCGGCAAGCCGAAGCUCUGCGAGCCCGAGGAGGAGCUCCUCCUGCAGUUUAAACGGGAAGAGGCGUCCCCGACGGGGGGCUUCAGCGCGCACUACCUGUCCAUGUCCCUCCUGACUGCUGCCUGCCUCUUCUUCCUCAUCCUGGGACUGACUUACCUGGGGAUGAGAGGGACGGGAGUGCCCGAGGAUGGAGGACUCAUAAAAAACCCCUUUGAUGAAACAUUUGGAAAAAUGCAAGAAAGUGAGAGAAAUCUUGUGAUGAGCACACUGUACAGACUUCAUGACCGAUUGGCCCAGCUUGCAGGAGAUCAUGAGUGUGGCAGUUCCAGUCAAAGGAUGCUCUCUGCCCAAGAAGCAGCUGUGUACUUAAAGGAUUUAGAUCCUGCGUAUGAAGAUGUAUUUAAUACUUCAUUGCUGUGGAUUUUAAAAAAUGGGAAAGAUGUUGGCAUAAGGUGUAUUGGUCUUGGGCCUGAGGAAGAGCUGACAGACAUAACUGAUGUGCAGUUUUUACAGUCCACCAGGCCCCAGAUGUCUUUCUGGUGUCGUUUCCGACGAGCUUUCGUCACUGUGGCCCACAGGCUGUUGUUGCUGUGCUUAGGUGUAGUGAUGGUUUGUGUUGUUCUCCGUUACAUGAAAUACCGCUGGACUAAGGAGGAAGAGGAAACAAGGCAGAUGUAUGAUAUGGUGGUAAAGAUUAUAGAUGUUUUACGAAGUCAUAAUGAAGCUUGCCAGGAAAAUAAAGAUUUACAACCGUAUAUGCCUAUUCCACAUGUUCGAGAUUCCUUAAUACAGCCCCAUGACAGGAAAAAGAUGAAGAAAGUCUGGGAUCGAGCCGUUGACUUCCUUGCUGCUAAUGAAUCUAGAGUACGCACAGAAACACGAAGAAUAGGAGGUGCAGAUUUUCUGGUCUGGCGGUGGAUCCAGCCUUCUGCAUCCUGUGAUAAGAUACUAGUAAUACCUUCUAAAGUAUGGCAAGGCCAAGCAUUUCAUUUAGAUAGAAGAAAUUCACCACCAAACAGUUUGACACCAUGUUUAAAGAUUCGAAAUAUGUUUGAUCCAGUUAUGGAAAUAGGAGAUCAAUGGCAUUUGGCAAUUCAAGAAGCAAUUUUAGAAAAAUGCAGCGAUAAUGAUGGCAUUGUUCAUAUUGCAGUAGACAAAAACUCGCGUGAGGGUUGUGUGUAUGUUAAAUGUCUGUCUCCGGAAUAUGCUGGAAAGGCUUUUAAAGCAUUGCAUGGCUCUUGGUUUGAUGGGAAGUUGGUUACAGUGAAAUACUUACGGCUAGAUAGAUACCACCACCGCUUUCCCCACGCUCUUACGUGCAACACUCCCUUGAAGCCAUCAAAUAAACACAUGAGCUCUAUGUCACACCUGCGCCUUCGGACUGGCCUGGCCAAUUCUCAAGGGAGUUCCUGACUUUAUUUAAACAGGAAAAGUUCCUGUUUGGCCUCCCGUCUUCCUUUUAAAGUGCUUUUUGUCUGUAAUAUUUUUAUUGCUGAGGACAGCUGUUUGAAGGUCGCAAAGGGAUUUAGCAGAGCGGCCACAGUGCUGAGUGGGCCGAAAGACUGGUUUCUUCCACUCUGGGGCUCAGUUGAACCACUGCACUUGAAAAGUUGUGCACAAGGAGCGCUGUCUUCAUAUGAAGCCUUUCAGGGAUGGUGGUUGUAGUUUUGCACCAAGAAGUGAUUGGAUAACCACACAAAAGCAUAGCGAAGCAGCCUUUUAUAUUUCCAUAAUUUCUCGUGAACUAAUGUGAAUUUUUGUAUACAGUCAGCUGCAUAGUUCCUUACAGGCUACUAUGGUAAAGCUGUUCAUUUCCCACUUUAACCUUAGGUUUCUGUUGCUUGUAAAAGGUUCAUUUGCUGCAGCUGGAAUAUGGGGAAAUUUAUUUGGUUUUAAUGGUUUCAUACAUGUGUAAGUGGAUGUAUAUGUACCUAAACGGCUUUUGUAUAUAUGUAUAAAUGCUGAUGGUAGUAAAAGUCUUGUUUUGUGAGAAUGUCUGCAUUAGCAGUACAAUAAGCUUUCUAUUUUAUUCAUUAUCUAAUUUGUGUAUAUAUGUAUGUACAUAGCUGUGUGUUUAUGUACAUACGUAGUUGUACAUAUGUACAUAUACACACAGAUAUAUACAUAUGGCUGUACUGUCAUAGAUGAUCAAACAGCCAAAUACCUGGAAGUAUUAGAUACAUGUUUAAAAUACCUUUUAUAGAUUUUAUAUAAAAAUGCCUGAGUAUGAUUUUGUGUGAAAGUUCUGGCACCAGUUGUAAUGAGUUCAAAUUUAUGUGAGCAAUAAAGAAGCAAUUGGCAGAUACUGGAAAAGUAUUUUGUGAAAAGCUGUAUUUAUUAUAAAUGCUGGGGCUAUAACAUACUUGGUGUUGGGAGUAUGUCAUUUUCCCAGUCUGUUUAUAGCUCCUGUUCUAUGUUCAGUGUAGAGCAGGCAUGUUGUUGCAGCAAAAUGUGUUGUACAAAUUAUCCUUGGAAUGUUGGGCCAUGAAAGUUUGCAAUGUAGAACAUGCACAAAUGACCAUUGGUUUGUGUGUCAGUGUUUGUUUCAGUAAAGCUACUUUAUCAUUGCUUAUGAUUUCAGAUCAAAACAGUUACUUGAUCAAGGGUUAUGUGUGACCUAAAAAUUGGCUUUUUGAAACACAACCCUCUGGAUAUAUCAUUGUUGGUCCAAAUGAGUAUGCGAAACAGCCGGAAUUACCAAUUGCAAUACUUGUUUAAGUUCAGCCUUCUUUUUGUUGUAUAUGUGUUGGGUUUGCAGCAUGAACUUGCACAGAUAUGCACGUUUUCUGCUUAGUAAACAUGAUGCACACUAUUCUGUAAGAAAACCCUUUGUGCCUUACCUGUGUGCUUCUGUGGGCACCAUGUUUAUGAAGAAUACAUGUUUGUUAUCAGAAGAGAGUGAAUGUUAAAUUCUCAAUUUAUGUCUCAGAUGCUAACGUGUUAAAGUAUAAAUAUAUAAUAUAUAAGUAACUAGUCUUUCUGUAUUUUAUGUGCAUCAUAGUGAUUUAUUUGAGCUUAGUGACCCCAUCUUGUAACCUGUUGCAAGAGUGAAUGUAAAAAAUCGUUGUGACGUCUUAACAGGUCACCUUUAGAUGCGGGAUGCAUCUUCUUCUUGCUUCUAAGAUGUAUUUCAUGUAAACAUUGUACAUUUAUUACUGUAAUAUAUACUAUUAUGCAUCUUAUUUUACCUGGUACUCUUUAAGCUGACCAAGAGUCCUCCCUAGAAGACAGAUGGGAAUGUGUAUAAUAAUUAGGCAUUAUUUGAAAAGUUCUGGUUCGAUGUAAUCUGUUUUUUUUUUUUUUUUUUUUUUUUUUUUUUUUGUUCUGUUUAAAAAAAGAAGGAAAACAUUCUAAUUAAAAAUUUAUUAGGUUUUUUAAAA